This is a messenger RNA of Balaenoptera acutorostrata (minke whale), 1365 nucleotides long. Its product is annotated as cyclin-Y-like protein 1. Lineage: Eukaryota; Metazoa; Chordata; Mammalia; Artiodactyla; Balaenopteridae. The transcript has 9 exons. Gene Ontology annotation, cellular component: plasma membrane. Gene Ontology annotation, molecular function: protein kinase binding; cyclin-dependent protein serine/threonine kinase activator activity. Gene Ontology annotation, biological process: regulation of cyclin-dependent protein serine/threonine kinase activity; regulation of canonical Wnt signaling pathway. The record is from RefSeq and is a predicted model, not a curated record. The coding region runs from base 53 to 973 and encodes 306 amino acids.
UCUCAAGACUAUUAAAAGUGGUUUCAAUCAAUGUGUAGCUAUCUUUAAAAUCAUGUAUUUUUCUACUCAACUAAAUCACCACACCUUUUUCUCUUCUUCCUCUACAGACUUAGCUUUGGAACCAAACCCUUCUGACCACCCAAGAGCAAGCACAAUCUUUCUGAGCAAAUCUCAAACAGCUGUGCGGCAAAAGCGGAAGAGCAACCAUUUAAACCAUGUAUCUCCAGGGCAGCUUACUAAAAAGUAUAACUCAUGCUCAACAAUAUUUCUAGAUGACAGCAUAGUCAGCCAGCCUAAUCUUAGAACCACAAUAAAACGUAUGACCUUAGCAAUAUAUUACCACAUAAAGAACAGAGCUGCAGAUAGAUCCUUGGAUAUUUUUGAUGAGAGAUUACAUCCACUCACACGAGAAAAGAUUCCAGAGGAAUACUUCGAGCAUGAUCCUGAACACGAAUUCAUUUACAGAUUUGUUCGUACUCUUUUUAGUGCCGCACUGCUAACUGCUGAAUGUGCAGUAGUAACUUUGGUUUACUUAGAAAGGCUUUUAACUUAUGCUGAGAUCGACAUGUGCCCCACUAACUGGAAAAGAAUUGUUUUGGGAGCCAUUCUUCUUGCCUCCAAGCUUUGGGACGAUCAGGCUGUAUGGGAUGUGGACUACUGCCAGAUCCUCGAGGACGUUACAGUUGAGGACAUGAAUGAGAUGGAAAGGCACUGCCUGGAGCUACUUCAUUUUAAUAUUAAUGUUCCUUUCAGUGUGUAUGCCAAAUACUACUUUGACCUUCGCUCCUUAGCAGAUGACAACAACCUGAAUGUUCUAUUCACUCCUCUUAGCGAAGAAAGAGCACAGAACUUAAAGGCCAUUUCCAGAUUGUGUGACGACGAAUACAAAGACGUGUGUAGAGCUGCUAUGAGAAGGUCUUUCAGCGCUGAUAAUUUCAUUGGUAUUCGGCGCUCCAAUGCCAUCCUCUCUUAAGGGAGAAGUGAGGGGUUGUAACAUCAUAAACCCCUCAAAACAAGGACUGGAGAAAUAGCACCUCUCCUGCUCAGAAACCAGCAAAGUUAGUAUUUUCACCUUAAAGAAAGACAUUGAAUUCAAGAGACUCAUGGACAAGCGAAGAUUAUGCUCAUAGGAAAGAACGGGACCUCGUCAAUGUAACACGCUCUUCUGUCCUUUUUAUUGUAAACAGAGUUACAAAAACCACUCCAAAGCUAAAAGCUCCCAAUCCAUGCACAGAUAUCUGCUCCCAAUCGACACACAGAUAUCUGAUAGCUGAGAACUAUGUGAGGUUUUUUAAUUAAUAGCUUAAAUUUUUAGACUUUAAAGACUUUAGACUUUAACUAUAUAAAGACUUUUAACUAUUUAAA